GCCUUUCUCUCUGCGUCCGGGCGAACGGGUGAGUCGUCAAGUAAAUAACGGGGGGGGAGGAACAGCCUGGCCGAAGCCUGCGAAGAUACAAAUAUAUAUUCAUACAGAAGACAACGGACAUUUCAAGAUAACAAAAGUUGUGAGAAUACAGAAACAUGGGACAGGAGGAUCUAAUGAACAAAGCCGAAGACGUGGCAGACCAGUUUCUACGGGUGACCAAACAGUACCUGCCCCACUUGGCACGUCUGUGUCUCAUCAGCACUUUCCUCGAAGACGGGAUCCGCAUGUGGUUCCAGUGGAACGAGCAGAGAGACUACAUCGAGGCGACCUGGAGCUGUGGCUACUUUCUGGCUACGUGCUUUGUGCYGCUUAACCUCGUGGGACAGCUGGGCGGUUGUGUCCUCAUUCUCAGUAGAAAUUUUGUACAGUACGCCUGCUUUGGGUUAUUUGGCAUCAUAGCUCUACAGACUGUCGCAUACAGCAUUUUAUGGGACCUUAAGUUUUUGAUGAGGUAAGCGCUGCUCAGCUGUUUGAAAGUACAUUCAACUGAAAGCAGUGUUCGAUUUGUACURA
This is a messenger RNA of Austrofundulus limnaeus, 573 nucleotides long. RefSeq names its product surfeit 4 (gene surf4). The record is from RefSeq and is a predicted model, not a curated record. Gene Ontology annotation, biological process: Golgi organization. Lineage: Eukaryota; Metazoa; Chordata; Actinopteri; Cyprinodontiformes; Rivulidae. Gene Ontology annotation, cellular component: endoplasmic reticulum; membrane; endoplasmic reticulum-Golgi intermediate compartment. The transcript has 4 exons. The coding region runs from base 156 to 515 and encodes 119 amino acids.